ACAAUGGGGUAGGGUUUCGGUAGAGGGAUUUAAAUGUUUUACCGCAUUGUUACGCCUUUAAUCGCGAUCAUUAUUAAAAUAAUUCCGUGGAGAUCGGGUGUCAUUCUACACUUUAACAAAGGCUUAUGAGAGGAAAUAUAGUGUACAAUUUGUGUUAGUUUCUUAUUUGCCGUAAACCGAAUACAAUCUCACUACUAAAAUCAGGAAUGGCAGAUCGGCCGAUGUCCACGCAGAGCAAUCUGACCCAUCUGACGGAGCGCACAGAUCGCACGCACGCCACGACCGUAGUGAGCGCCCGGACCACGCCCGUCACUCCCGCUCACCAGUCCUGGACGGCAUACAAGGGACCCGUUCUCUUCACUGGCCCGAGCGGUCUCCGAGACCAGCGCGUCAAAACGCUUCAGCACGAGUUCAUAUCGGUCGGCGAGAACGAGGCGAGCACGGAGAUCACAAGCCAGAUGGCCUAUCUGAACAGGGCCGCUCCCGGGGCGCAGUUCCCGAAGGCCAAGAACGGACAGGUCGGCGAGAUAGGCUGGGUGUACGACGCGCUGCACCUCGUCAAGGGCAUCUAAAAGCGUCACCCAUCCAUUUACGAAAUAUAUUGUCAUUGGUUACCGAGAGUUCAUUAUCUGUUACCAACCAUACACAAUGGCGAUCUGAACCUUGUGCUUUACUAUGUCAUCUUGGACAAAUAAGUUUUAAAACUAUAUCAGGCACUUGCGGUAUACAGUCACAAGCAACACAGUGCCAUUUCACGCCAAUAGUUAUAAAUUAUUUAUUAAAAUAUUUGCUCAUUGAGCUCUUCGAAAAACCGUAUAACCUGUAUAUCAAAUAACGAACGAAUUCGCUAGAACAAAAGAUAUUCCAUAUACAGGUUUGGAUUUGGAAACAUCAGUUAGGCAUAGGUAACAAUCUUUCAAAUAUGAAACACACGACACAGAUGUAACCUGUCAUAUGCAAUACUGGGAAAAAAAUGCAGAAACGAACAAAGAGCUAUAAUCAGUGCAUCUAUUCGCCCAUUUUCGGUCAUUGAAAUAUGCGGUUGCUGUUUUAUCAACUUACAUUUAAACUUAGUUACCCAGGAAAACCCAUAAGAUAAAAGCCGGUGCACACUAAUCAAUGUAAAUGAUAUAAAUUGUCUGCGUUUGGAAUGAUGGUUGGAUGGGUGGGUAUAAACAUUCCUGAACAAAUUGCUCAAUUGUAUAUUUCAUAAAUGAAAUGUGAAUGUAUGUUUGCCUUUAAUUUUAAUUUCCUAAUUCAUUUGCUGAUCUUCGCUUCAAAUGUAUAUUUCAUCAUGCACGUUUAAAAUAAUGAAUGUGUAAUUGUACGAAAGCUUUUAUGAAUAUAACGCGGUUUUUGUAUUUUGAAGUUUCUUUGUGUUCCAAAUUAGUAUAUACAUAUUUAUACAUAUUUACAACUUUGCAGUGAUGAAACAAUUAAUAAAUGUCUUUUUCUCACUAGAUGUCUUUGAAAACUAUGUACAAAAAUGUAGCUUGCUUGGUUUCCAUUCUUUUUUGUGCCAUUAUCACGACAAAUAUCCAUACGCGCGUGUCGGUUGGUUUCAAUUGAUAUAUAUAAAUAAUUGAUAUCAUUGACUUUCAUGAUAAAUGAAUGAUAUACAGAAAUUUAUUGACACAUUAAUAGAUUUGAAAGUCGUUGAAGCAAACGAAAUUAUAUUUCUUUAUUGCUUAUUUAAAAUAUAAUAAAGCAAGUGUACCUAUUGUAAAUUACUACAUGUUUGUUGCUGCAAAAAAAAACGUUGAUGAAAUCGCCUUACAUUUGUCAAUUCAAGUUUUCUUUAACAAUAAUUAACGGUUUAAGUAUAACUUAUCGACUCUGUUGAAAAUACCAAUAUGAAAACGUCAAACAAUUUUAAAUUUGUCAAAUCUGGUGCGAGUUAUCAUUUGUUGUAAAUGCAUUUACUUCAAGAGGGCCACAUUUCACAUAUCACUUUCUGUGAAAGUAACGGAUUAUGCAGUGACUGUAGAACACAGACAACGAGAUGUAGUUGUAGAGUUGCUGUGCAAUUAGUUUAGACUGUAGCUGUAGACAACCCGUAGCUAGAAAAUAGUCCCUAGAUCAUUAGCAUAGUCCGCUUUGCUGUGGCCAACCAGGCAUGCGGUGGCGUAGCUUAGAAAAGUAGUUCAUAGUCGUAGAGUAGAUGGCUUGCAGUGCAGUAGUAGUAGACAGUAGUUGUAGCAUAUGUAGUUGUAGAAUAUGUAGAAGUAGAUUAUAGUACUAGACGUGUGCUGUGAUGUGUGUUGGUGGUGGCUUCAACCUGGAAAUAUGGCUCUCUUGAACAGCGCUAGAAACUGUCUUUGUAUAUGGAAUUUUGGACAGCGGUACCGGUAUAUAUUGCGUCUGCUAUCGACAUUAUUUCUGUUAAUGUUUCAUUAUUUCAGAACACCCAAUAAGAUGUUUCUCGCCAGACAUUUUAUUUGGUAAUUAAUGUUUACAAGGCAACAAUCUACACACACACGCGGCACAGAUUAAGAAUGAUUUAUAUACAAAAAAAUAUUAUUGUGUGACUCCUAUUAUAUAUCCCUAGAUAAAACAUCAUUUAUUUUGUUAAUUUGGCUUGCAUAAUUACAUAAUGGAAAAUAUGAUAUGCUGAUUGAUAUUGAAAUUGUUGUAUGAGUUGCUCCACUGUUGCGUUGAAGGCGUGAAUGUGAACUAAACAUAUAGGAUUAUUUUAAUAUCGUCGAUUUAUGGAGCGUUGACAAAAUGGGGGUUUAUUGUAAGUUGCAUAAAAUCUUUUCAAUAUGUGUUAUAUUAGAUUUCAUCUAUCUUGUCGAGUGUAUUACUUAGUAUUAGAUUGUUGGUUGAUAUUUCAGUAUAAUUAAACUUGUCUUAGUUGCAUGUUGUUGAUUUAGAUAUUUUAUAGUUGCAAAUUAGCUGUUGAAUUUAGAUGUUUUUAUUAUAGUUAUAUUUAUUUAUAAAAUUUAAGUUGGUGAUAAUAGAUUAUAGAAAAUAAAUUAUUGCUAAAACUGAA
Dreissena polymorpha is the source of this 2992-nucleotide messenger RNA. RefSeq lists its product as uncharacterized. Lineage: Eukaryota; Metazoa; Mollusca; Bivalvia; Myida; Dreissenidae. The transcript is spliced from 3 exons. The coding region runs from base 207 to 572 and encodes 121 amino acids. The record is from RefSeq and is a predicted model, not a curated record.